Molecule: messenger RNA, 1586 nt
Organism: Caenorhabditis angaria
Lineage: Eukaryota; Metazoa; Nematoda; Chromadorea; Rhabditida; Rhabditidae
Source: the annotation of a GenBank genome assembly
AUGUUUUGGACGGUUGAAGCGUUUGAAAAUAUUCUGAGCAGAUUUAUUAAGAUUGAGGUGAGUCAUUAAAUUUUGAAAUUUUUCGAAAAACUAGAUUUUUUCAGGAGAAAAUCGAUCUUGACAAAAAUGAAGUGUUGAAUCGAAAAGAUGCAAUAAAACUGCUUCAAAAAAUGGGAAAACUGGGAGAUUUCCAAUCUCCAGAGGAGCUUCUGCAAAACAUCGAAGAGUUGCAAAACUUCCCAAACAACUCGGAAUUUUUGGGAAUCUCGGAUUUGAAUCAUUUAUCAAAGCGAAUUGAAAUGAAAGAUCGUGAAGGAAUUCGUUUUUGCACAAAACUUGAAGCAUUUACUGAUUUAUAUGAUAAACAAUUGUACAAAUGGCCAAUUUAUCCGAUCGCAAAAAAAUUUGGAAAAGAAGAAUUGUGGGAAAAACAUGGAAAUUGUUUCGAAAUGAUUUCAAUUGAUCUUUUUGAAGAAAGAAUUCAUAAAGAAGUGUCGAUGUUUGAAGUUGAAACUGCAGAAGAAUGGGGGAUCCUUCUAGAUUACAUGUUCACAUCGAAUUGGUUUACCAGAAAAUAUCCAAUUCUUCGAGUUUUCAAUGAAAAUGGUCGAUUUUUUAUGGAAAAUGAAGUUAAAAAUGUGCUCGGCCUCCCAAAAGGUGAAUUUUGAAUAUAAAUUAGGUAAAGAAAAAUCUUAUUGUUUUUUGUAGAUUCAACUUAUGAAGAAAAUGGAAUAAUUCGUGCCAUGGAAUUUGAAGAUUUUCUCAAAAUCUUGGAUAAAUUGAAAUUAUCGAUUUUUGACUUUCACCUAAUCGAUAUCGAUUUUUCGAAAACUUCAAAUGGUCGAAAUAUUCCUGUCAAUUCGCCAAAUGGAAAAGCUUGCAUUCUGGCGAAAUUCGCGUUUUUGGAGGGUUAUCAUAUUGAGUUUCAAGAGGAAAAGGAACAACGAGUAUUUAUUGAAACUUGGAGAUUGGAACCGAAAAAGAUUGGAGAAAACACACCGAAGAAAGCAAGCCAGGAAUUUAUGAUAAGUCAAAGAUUUGCAAUGAAGCCCGGAAGAUUUUUUGAUAUGAUAUUUACCACGAAAAAAUCACCGCAAAAUCAGGAUGAUUUGAUUGAUAAUCAUCGACGUGCAUUUAUGAAAAUUUUGCCGAAAAUCCCAUUCGAUAAAUUUGUAGAAAGAAGUUUUUUGGAAAAACUGAUCGAUGAAGAGAUGUCAAAACAUAUGAAUAAAACUGUACGUAUCUAUAAUGUUGAUUUUUUCAAAGUUUUCCAAUUGGAAGCCGAAUUUUUGGAUGUGAAAAAUGAUGCGACAAAUCGACAAUUUGUUCGUAGAAAGCGUGUCCCUCAAAAACCACCAGCACUUCCACACAACAAAAAUAUGGCUGAAAUUCUGAAUAAAAGUGUUAUGGCUGGAUUGAUGAAUGAUAAUGGAGAAUAUUCGAAAAAUGGAGGAGGAAAAGAGAAUAUUGAGAAGUUUAUGAAGGAAAAAGUGGCGAAAGAAAUGGCGAAAAAUAUGAGAGAGAUGGAAAAUAAUGGAAAUCUGGAUCCGACAACGAAAAUAGUGUUUGAUUUGAUGAAAAUGUAA